Recurvomyces mirabilis is the source of this 765-nucleotide messenger RNA. RefSeq lists its product as uncharacterized. The transcript has a single exon. Lineage: Eukaryota; Fungi; Ascomycota; Dothideomycetes; Mycosphaerellales; Teratosphaeriaceae. The record is from RefSeq and is a predicted model, not a curated record. Bases 1 to 765 code for a protein of 254 amino acids.
AUGACCCACCCUCAAGUCAGUAUUCUGGGUCUUCCCAAAGAACUCAGGCUCAUCAUCUAUGAUUUCCUCUUCGAAGAUACUGUUACGGAAGACUGGCUGCCACUGUCCCUGCAUCCUCGUAUCUGGUCUCAAGAGAAUCGAUUUCUGUUCCGAUACAGUUAUCUGCUUCUUGUCUGCAAGACGUUCGCGUCCGAAGUCUCGUCUCACUUCCUGUCGUACAGUGCAGACAAGCGGCCAAUCUGUUUCUCAUCCAUCGUAGAACUCUACGACUUCUGCGAGCCAGUACGGCUCGGCGCCCCCACGCCCCUUGACAGAACGUCCUUCACGCUGCGGACGCGGCCGUGGGACACGGGGCGUAAAUAUGGCCGUCGGGCCCAAUACAAAGCAGCCUCCAUAGCCAGCAAAUUCAUGACCACGCAAGCUGGACUGCCAGGUACUUACAGCAAAUUGUGCUUUGGCCUAAGGGGCUACACUGGUGCGAAGGACUGGGAAUCGACCCGUGAGAUGGUUUGCAUGUUGGAGACGAAGCCCCGACAUCUGGUGGAAGUGACGAUGCAUGAAAUUACUCUGCCAGUGACUGAUAGCACGCUUCGGGUCAUGUACUGCUCUGUCACGCAGAAUUCGUGGCCGCACGUCUGGCUCGAGAUGACAGGCCAAUUCAAGGAGCUGGACUGGUCGAAAUUUGACGAUAUCGACCGAGCGAGAGACAUCGAAGAACGGGCGUAUGCAAAUUCGCAAGGCUCACAAGAUGGUGUAGCUCUUUAG